Messenger RNA from Cladocopium goreaui, 751 nucleotides. NCBI's taxonomy places the organism in Eukaryota, Dinophyceae, Suessiales, Symbiodiniaceae. The record is from the annotation of a GenBank genome assembly.
CUCAAUUGAGCAGCGGCAGAGUUACAUGGUGGCAAUUUGGCUUCACAGUCACAGUAAAUGAGUUCUUCGACUCAAUAGGAGUCAUGACCUCAAGUGGAUCCAGUCGCUCCCGGCAGGUGGGACACCUGGGCCCUGAAGGCUUAGAGACUGGCGCCAGACAUACACACUUCUGGAAAGAUGCAGUCCAGAAGGAGGUAGUGCAGCGAGCAUACCACAAGCCAGCGUUGAUUGCAGAAGUCGCAGCAGGAUGGGAGAAAAAUAACGACACGUCCCCGUUUGGGAAAGAGGCUGACCAUGGCCUGGUCUACUGCACCCUGCACGACCUGCACAGAGCGAAAGCCGGGUUUGUAAAAGGCCGCAGCGCUUCGGAGCUCCGGCUGCCACCAGUGCAGAGACGUAUUGCUCCAGUGCCCAUGGGUGGUCUUUGGCGCUGGCCCGGCGGCCCGCCUCUCCCUGCAGAUGUGGAAUCUGUGAUCACUGCAACGACAGCCAGCAUACCACCUUCAGCUUUUUCUGUGCUCACAACUUCCCACGCCUUGCCGAAAAGCUCAUUGACUCCAUUGCCUCCACAGGAAGAUGCCGACAAGCCCGAAGCAGGUGAGUUGCCAGAAAUGCAAAAGGAUCAACAAGCAACGGUGCGUCCUUGUCCGAAGGGGCUCUGAUCCCUGCCAAGCAGAGGUCGAAAGCCCGACCAAUGAAUAAUGCACAAAAAAUAUCACAUAUAUACACUUCCAUACAGCAAGUGGUGACG